Molecule: messenger RNA, 3779 nt
Organism: Sitodiplosis mosellana (orange wheat blossom midge)
Lineage: Eukaryota; Metazoa; Arthropoda; Insecta; Diptera; Cecidomyiidae
Exons: 4
Coding region: 279-629 (116 amino acids)
Source: RefSeq, a predicted model, not a curated record
AACUGGAUUAUUAUACCAGCAAACGACAACAACCACAGCAGCACAUCGAACGCAAUAAAAACUCAUCACCAGCAAUAUCAGCAGAAUGGGACGCAACAUGGCCGGGUCCACACGUUAUUGUGGAAGUUAGCGAAAAAGCACCAAACACAAAUGGAACCAAUAUUGAGGCUGGACCAAAAAUAAUAGUGCGAACAGAAGAAGUGCUCAUUGUUGGGGCUGUGUUGCUGCUAUGGAUCGGUGCGAUUGCCUUAUUUUUCAAUCGAUGGGGAAAAAUUCGGAUGUUAGAGCCAUAUCAGCCAAAAUUCCAACAGCAGCAUCGAGCAUCGUGUCCACUUGUCGAAAUGGAAGCGAUACCAGCACUGAAACAUCCAUCAUUUUCUCGCAUUUCGAUGGGAUGUUCAUUGCAAAUGCCAGCCAGUGGCCGAAUGGGUUCCAUAUCGGGCCCAUCUGGAGUAUCACCCAGUGUGUUCACGUGUAACACGGCUCGAGCGUCGCCUCUGUACAGUCGCAGUAGACAGAAUUCUGUGUUUGUGGGACCACAAUCUGUUGCACAGAAACCGUCACGUAAAUAUCAAUCGGCGAUAGACAUCCAUUCGUUGGUUCUUGACGAAGCGCCUGAACCCGUGUAAAUACCGUAGCAUGUAAUAAUUUAUAUUUUUUUUUAGUUCUGUACCAAAAGAAAUGAAGAGAAAACAUUUACCGUAUAAUUAUCGGGCGAUUGAGGCAUUCAAUUUUCAUUUCGUGCCCUUCAAAUAAAUCACAGGCUAUUUGAACACACAAAACGUCAAUCCGUAAUUCAUGGGCCACAUCAUUUGAAUUUCUUACAAAAUCAAAUCUCAAUCUCCAAGUUGAAAAAAAAAGUCUAAAUUUCGUAGAAAAUAACAUAUGAUCAAAAAAGAACCAUACACUAAAUAGCCAAUAUAAAGUCAAUGUAAUAUUAAUCGAUUCAAUUUAAAUACUUGAUAAAUCUGAUGGAAUCUGUUCUUAUGAGAAAUAAAAUAUCUAACCGAAAGCCUUUGCACGAUUGACGCGAGCACAAAUUUUCUCACGUACACACAGUGAUGUGUGUGCGGCUUUGAUAGCACAGAAGAGAGCGAGCGAGCGAGACGAGACGAGACGAGAAUGACUUAUUCAUUCGAUUAUAUGUACAAUGAACCAACCAAGAGGUGAAAAGCUUUAGGUCAUCAAGUGGCCAAUAUUCACGAUUCUAUUGUAAUGUGUAGGUGGUGCGUGUAAGAAUUAGACAGAACUAACAACUCACGUAACAGCAUUACCUAUAUUACUAAAACCAUACCUUUCCAUAUUUCUAUGCAUUGUUAGAGGAUUAUUUCUGUCUUUCUAGUUCCAAAAUCCAUACCCAACGAGAAAAAAAAAAAUAAAAACUCAAACAUUUUAGAAGUAGACAUUUCUUUUCUUCUCUAUUCCUUUUUCUCAGUAUAGGAAUUAACCAUGUUUUUUGAACGUAAAAGAAAACAAUAUUAUUUUAAUCAAAAAGGCCUCAGAAUAAUAAUGAAGAAAGCCUUCGUUUAUCGACUCAUAAGCAAACUUCUAAAUGUAGAUGAUACAUUUUGAGAUUAACCAUAACCUAGGCAACUGUUUUAGAGAUGACAUUGACUGUAAAAACCAGUUAACAGCUGAGAACGUGCGAACGCACCCAGUUUCAAGACAGUUUAAAUUAAUUGCAAAUGAAAUCAAUUAAGUCGAAAAUCCGUCAGAAAUGUAUUCGGUACCGUUCAGUUUGUAGAGAAUAGCGAAGAAACAAUUCGGUUCGACAGCAUCUUAAAUACCGGCAACUGGAAACAAAAUUAGAAUUAAGCCUGAAAACAGCUUUAAUUUUUAUAAUAGCAAAUAAAAUGUGUAUUUAAAAGAUCGACCGAUUCAAGAAGAGGAUUUCUUGCAUCGAAAUCGGCUCAUUCUACCUUUUAUCUUUCACAAACAUAAACCAACAAAAAAACUAUUUUACUCUAGAUGCUAAGCAAGUCUCUAUGCAUGUUUAAAAUUCAAUAGGUUUUUUGGGCGUUAAAUAGAGUAGCAGCGUGUUAGUUUAGCCGUCAGACGAAGCGUCGUAUGCAAAAUGCAUGAACAUGCAAAGUAAGAUGAAUUAUUCGAAAUCGUGUCUAACUCGAGUCUGGAUUACAAAUGACGCACUCCGUUGCUUUUAUGAGCGCAUCUCUAAUUUGUGCUUGCGAUAUAUAUCGUAAGCCCUGUAUGCAAUGAAUCAGGCAACAUGCCAUCUAUGCUGCUGCUGCUGCUGCUGCUGCUGUCGUCGCUGCUCCUUACACACUCGAACGUUCACAUUCAUAACAUAAAAUCGUUCGCUUCGCAUUUCACUGCAUGAGAGCGUCUAGUAUUGCUCGGAAAUUAUAUGAAGUGGAACAAAAGAAACUGUUGCCAAAUAAAAUGAAGAAUAAAACAAAACAAAACGGUUUAUUCUCAAGCGCAUUUAUUCGGCUUAAGAGUAGAUUAACCGUUGAUUCACAAUUUAGUUGAAAUAUUCAAUUUCAAUGCGUUUGCUUCAAAUGCAUGGAUUAUUUUUAAUAAGUAGCGAAAAACCUUAGCAAUUGCGUGUCAUUAAUUCCGAAUGUCGAAAUAAAAUGCCACAUUUUCCGUUUAUACCGUUCUCAUUGCGUCUCCUUCUGUUUCCCACUCUUUUUUUUUUCUUUCCUUUCUCGUUUACAAUUCGAUGCUCUUAUAUCAUUGUGCUACAUUUCAAUUGUCAGUAGCGCGACUAAUGUGGCCAAAUGCACUUGAUUUUUCGGUUUUCUGUUUGUUUGUUUCUCGCUAUUUUUAGCCGAAUGAUUGCAAAUCAGUCUGAAUGCAUCACUUAUUAUCUUUCGUCAGUGUACGCAAUAAAGAACGAUCAGAAAUUUACAGUGAGCUCGAAAUAAUAUUCAGCUGACUACACAAACGGUGAGGCACUGCGUUUAUAUGCUUACCAUCUGUUUUCCUUUCAUUUUCUCUUUCAACGUGCAAACAAGUAACCGAAUCAAUUUUCAGUUUAACGCUAUAAUUACGAAAUGUAAUCAAUUUCAACCGGUUUUUUUUUGGGUUUCUCUAUUUGGGUGCAUACUAUUUCCGACCUUAUUUCCCCUGAGAGCAACAGUAACAUAGCCGCAUCCGUGUGCUCUGCUCUGCAUAAACAUAAACGAUGAUCGGAAUAAUCUAAUUAGAAUGGCGCUAUUGGCAAAAUUGAUCGUUAUUCAAUAGAAUAACCCAUCAAUUUAAAACCGAUACGCAUUAAUAGCCAAACGAUUAAUACACCAAACAUAAAAAAAUAUAUAUUUUUAAUGACUUUUAUUUAUUUACUAAAUCUUUUUAAACCUGUGCGUUUAACACGCCAAAUUUUACUGAUACUGUUAUGCAAAUCAAUUAAUACCAAUUAUUUAUACAUAUGAAAUCAUAACGAAAAAAGAGAACAAUUGUAUUUAAAUUGAUAUGUUAUUUUCCUAUAAUUUUGAAUGAAAACGUAGAGAAAAAUUACGAUUAGACGUGUAGUAAUUGGCGAAAUUAAUUAGUAUUUCGUUGAUGAGUUCAAAAUUCAAAAAAAAAAAAAAUUUCUCGUUUUGUACAUAAAGAUUGUAAGUUUCCAAUUUGUUGUAGACUGUUUACUGGAGAAACAAUCAUUUCUAUGAUGAAUAUAAUAAACAAAUCAAACCAACAAUAACAAAUAUUGUAUAUUAUGUGCUACAACACACUGUUUCUACAUUUCAAGUGUCUAAGUGUUAAGUCAUAAAUUAAGAUUUUUAUCUGAAUAAAACGAGGCACAUAAAAUAUCAAAA